AUGGACUCGACUCCGGCUCCUGCCUCCACGACCUCCGCAGCCCCUGGUCCUGGCUCCCGUUUCCAGGGAGACGGUGUCCGCUACAAGGCCAAGCUGAUCGGCAUUGAUCAUGUGACCAGCGGCGACGCCGGAAAGUCCUGCGUUGACUCCAUGAUGAAACUCAAGGGUUUCGAGGCGGCCUUUCGUAAACAGGGCCGACACAAGCAGCGCGUGUGGCUGAAAAUCUUCUCCGGAGGACUCAGGAUCCUGGACGAGAAGACGGCGGCUGAGAUGUACGUCCACGAGCAGCACGACAUCAGUGCAUUGACCCGCGACGACUCGGACCCCAGAGCGCUGGCCUACGUCCACAAACACACAGACAACUUCUACCUGUUCUACCUGCGCAUGGCUAACCUGGCUGAACCGGUUCUGAACGACAUCAGGGAGGUGUGCAGAGACCAGCAGCAGAACCAGGGUUCAGUCCCGGACCCCCCCACUGAGGCCCCGCAGAUCUCUGCCUUGUUGGUCGUGGACGAGGCCUCCACACGAACACAUGAGGAGCCAGCUCUGGAGAACGUCUUCAGCCCUCGACCUGAUGGAAAACCGGCCUCCUCUGAGUUGAUGGAAGUCUUCGCGGUUCCUCUCGGAGAUCCCAUCGAGCCGAGUGUGUGUCCCUCCGCUGUGGCCCUCUCUGAACCAGAUCCGGAGCCGCCCAGACCCGCCCUGUCCAACUCUCAGAUUCUGUCCAUGUUCACUCCACCCGCCCUGUACCCGCCCCCCGGCUGGGCUCCGCCGGGCAUGGUGGCUCCUCAGUGGGCGGGUCCUGUGGCUCCGUGGCCCAAUCAGACGGCAGCCUGGCCCUCAGCUCCGCCCACUCCUGUGACGAGCGCUGCGACCGUGAGCGCCUCAGCUGCUGCAGAGGCACAGCGCCCCCUGCUGAUGUUCCCCCCAAGGGGGGCCUCCCUGGUCCCCUCACCCUCCUCCCACAGAAAGGUUUCCCCCCAGGGGGCCUCCCCCUGGGUAUCCCUCACCUCCCUCCACAAGAGGUCCCUGAUCUACAGUCUCAGUCCCCUGGGUCCCCCCCCCCCUCCAUCUUCCCCGUUCCCCUGGGUCCCCCCCCCUACAGUCUCCGUUCCCUGGGGUCCUUUACAGUCCUCCGUCCCUGGGUCCCCUUACAGUCCCCCCCUCCCCGUCCCGGGUUCCUACACCCCUCAGUCCCUGGGUCCUCCAGCCCCCUCAGUCCCCUGGGGUUUUCCCGAACAGUCCCCCCUCCAAGUCCCCUGGGUCCCACAUCCCCCCCCCUCAGUCCUGGGUCCUUACAUAGUACCCCCCCCCAUCCCCAGUCCUGGUCCCCCUACAGUCCCCCUCAGUUCCUGGUCCCCCCCCCUAACAGUCCCCCCCUCAGUCCCCUGGGUCCCUAACCCAGCCUCCAGUCCUGGGUCCUAA
Messenger RNA from Knipowitschia caucasica, 1425 nucleotides. NCBI's taxonomy places the organism in Eukaryota, Metazoa, Chordata, Actinopteri, Gobiiformes, Gobiidae. The record is from the annotation of a GenBank genome assembly.